ACUCGCUGGACAUUAAUGUGGGGGGAAUCAGCUUGCUUAAAAUCCAGUUUUCAGCUGCUCUUCGCUCAGUCCAUGUCCUGGUCUGCUCGAACACACAAGUCUAUCAGGAAGCAGAAUUCAGUGUACGGAUACACUACUUUGAGUAUGAGCUUCUUUGGGCAACGGCAAGCAGGGGAGGAACCAGAAAAUCGACUUAUGCCGGGCCCUGAUGACGAUGAUGAUGGCAUACAUGAGGUUGAGGGUAUUGAGAUGCAAGUUCCCAAGAAUCUCAGGGUUCCGGAUAUUGAGACGCCAGGUCCCAAGAAUGAAGCACUUAAUUCAAGAGAUCAAAUAGAGAAAACGAAAAAGAGGCAACAACCGGAGUGGGUUGGGAAAUUCUCCCAACAUCUUUUGCAACAAUCAGAGCGGAUUGGGAAAGUCUCCCACCAUCUUUGGCAACAAUCAGAGCGGAUUGGGAAAAAGGUCCUCCCAAAGAGGAAGCCAUCAGCUCAAUUCUGGUAUAACUUUUUGGCAGGGUCGUGUGUGAUUUCAGUAUCAGUGGAUCCUUUCUUCUUUUACAUUCCCGUGAUCAAUGAAGUCGGAAAGUGCGUUGAUUUCGAUAGAAAAUUAUACAGCGUAAUUGUUUGUCUCCGAACGCUCCUAGACGGCAUUUCUCUUGUGGAUAUCAUAUUGCCAUUUCUUCGUUCUUGUUUACACAAGGAGAAAGAAACGAAGGGAGAUACUAGUGUUUGGCUCAGAAUAAAGAGGUACUUGAAAGUCGCAAAUGAUAUCAUUGCUAUUCUUCCAAUCCCGCAGGUGCUAUUUCUAAUUCUCUUUUCAAAAAUGAGAGGUUACAAAUCUUUGAACACGAGGAAAGUCUUGAGCGGUUUUGUUCUAUUCCAAUAUCUGCCAAGAGCUGUUCGUGUCUACCUGUCAUGGACAAAAGUAUUCAUGCACAGGAAUAAUAUGGUCAUCCACCUAUCUAAGACCGUCAUUUUACUAAAAGCUGGAUUCAACUUGUUUCUAUUCAUUAUUGCCAGUCAUGUACUGGGUGGUUUAUGGUACUUUUUCUCCGUCUUGCGGGAGACCGCUUGCUGGCACCUCGCCUGUGAAAACCGUACUGAAUGUGAUCUAAGUUCUUUUGCCUGUAACGACAGAUCAAUUAGUUAUGGCAAUUUCACAUUUUUAAACGAUUCUUGUCCAAUAGCAAUCCCAAAUACAAAGGCCUUUGAUUUUGGAAUAUUCCAAGUAGCACUUCAAUCUGGUAUAGUGGAAUCCAUGGAUUUUCCGCGAAAGACCUUGUACUGCUUUUGGUGGGGCCUCCGAAAUUUGAGUUCUUUUGGUUCAAACCUUCAAACAAGUCCGCAUUUCUGGGAGAACGGCUUCGCAGUUUUAACUUCCAUCACUGGCUUGGUUCUGUUUGUAUGCUUGCUUGGACAUUUGCAGAUGUAUACGCAGUGGGAGGCAUCUAAGCAGUUGGAGGAAGCUAAGCAAAGGGAGUUGGAGGAAGCUACGAAUAUUAGAAUAUAACCAUUGGCGGCACUGUUGAAGAUUAAACUUGAUUUAUUGCAAGAGGCCACAAUUUACUAAGUUGAUCAUUUACGAGAUAUGUGAAAACUGGAAAAAUUUCUUUUCAUUAUACCUAGGUGUGCAACGUCUAGUAAAUCUGAAUGGCCAUAAAUGUCAUUAAUUUAAUUUCCAGAAUUUUCUUUUGGUUCUAUAUAUUGAUGUACUAAAACCAUGCUUGAGAAAAUGAGAUAAACAGAGUACUGGCGUA
Carya illinoinensis is the source of this 1756-nucleotide messenger RNA. Its product is annotated as cyclic nucleotide-gated ion channel 1-like. The transcript is spliced from 7 exons. Lineage: Eukaryota; Viridiplantae; Streptophyta; Magnoliopsida; Fagales; Juglandaceae. Bases 16 to 1509 code for a protein of 497 amino acids. The record is from RefSeq and is a predicted model, not a curated record.